GCAACCUCUGUCUCUCUCUCUCUGCACUCUGCUGCUGUUACACUACUUGCUUCCUCUAAUCCUCUCCGACUCUGCGUCUCUCCCCUCUCCUCUCCCCCGAUCGCACCGCGCCAUUUUUAAUCCCACCUUCUCCCACAGACCGGAGGUAUCUUAAGCUCCAAUCCACUGCGGCUGUGCAAGCAGCACCUCGCUCUCUCUCUCCUCGGCCGGCUUGCUUCGAACCCACUUGAUCGCUGCGUCGCCUCCCUCCCCUCCCCUUCCUGCUCCCUCCCCCCGUACGUGCGCAGUUCUCGGCACGCUUCCCCAUAUAUACCCCCGCGGCCGCUCUCGGCGGAUAGAGAUCGGUGCACAGGCAGUGACACCCGCACGCAAACCGACGGACGAGGUAGCUGCUCAUCAGCUAUCCUUGUUCCCUCGGCCGCCCGUGUCUGGCGGAGGCGGACGCGGGGAUGGGACGCCACGCCCACGCGGGCUCCGCCGCCGCCGGCGUGCAGCUGAAGCUGCGCAAGGGCCUCUGGUCGCCCGAGGAGGACGAGAAGCUCUACAACCACAUCAUCCGCUACGGCGUCGGCUGCUGGAGCUCCGUGCCCAAGCUCGCGGGGCUCCAGCGGUGCGGCAAGAGCUGCCGCCUGCGGUGGAUCAACUACCUGCGCCCGGACCUGAAGCGGGGGAGCUUCUCGCAGCAGGAGGAGGACGCCAUCGUCGGCCUGCACGAGAUCCUGGGCAACAGGUGGUCGCAGAUCGCGUCGCACUUGCCGGGCCGGACGGACAACGAGAUCAAGAACUUCUGGAACAGCUGCCUUAAGAAGAAACUGCGCCAGCGCGGCAUCGACCCCACCACCCACAAGCCCAUCUCCGCCAACGCCGCGGCGGCAUUGGACCAGCCGGCGUCGCAGGAACACAAGCCGCCGCCCGCCGCCGACAGCGGUGGCUUCGAGCCGAAGCAGCAGCAGCAGCAGCAGCAGCAGGUGUUCGACCCGUUCCCGCUGACCGACAGCUUCGGCGGCGGCUUCGAAGCGGCUGGCGCCGCACUGUACGGCCACCUGGGCGGCGGCAAGCAGGACGCGGCCGGGUUCGUGGACUACAGCAGCGUGCUGGACGUGUCGGAGAACCUGGGCUACGGCGAGAGCUCCAGCAACAGCAGCAACUGGAACUGCGCGCCGGAGGCAGGCAACGCGCUCGACGGCGGCGAGGCGCCGCUGCACUGGGCCUCCAGCGAGGAGCAGUCCCUGGAGCACAAGUUCCUGCUGCCCUGUCACGGGCAGCAGGAGCAGAGCCUGCCGCAUUUCGACUUCGACAUCGGCCGGGGCGCCGUGGUCGGCGAGUUCAACCUCGAGUUCUUCUGAGGUUUCAACCUGUGAAUUCCAGCAAGAUAAAUUACAACCGUAUAUAUAUACACUGUUCCUAAAGGCAUUUCACACAGACCAAACGGGAGCUUAGAGACUGUGCUUUGUUAAUCCGCCCCUAGUCGUCCUUCCUUGCUCCUCCUUAACAAUGCUUUUUUUACGUUUCUUUGUUUUUCUGUUUCCAGUAUGGCUAAAAUAAAGGCAUAUACUACAAAUAUAGUACAAAUGUAAACACAGUGUAGUUGCUAUACAAGUACUAAGGUUUUGUAAGAACAAGUUUCUUACUUUCUGUACCCAGUCCAGUGACUCUUUGUCCACCACUGAAAAAAGGACACCGCAUCUUUUUGGCGUUUGCGUUC
This is a messenger RNA of Panicum hallii, 1705 nucleotides long. Its product is annotated as myb-related protein Hv33-like. Lineage: Eukaryota; Viridiplantae; Streptophyta; Magnoliopsida; Poales; Poaceae. The transcript is spliced from 2 exons. The record is from RefSeq and is a predicted model, not a curated record. Bases 450 to 1346 code for a protein of 298 amino acids. Gene Ontology annotation, biological process: regulation of stomatal movement.